This is a messenger RNA of Neopelma chrysocephalum (saffron-crested tyrant-manakin), 4431 nucleotides long. RefSeq names its product centromere protein J (gene CPAP). The transcript is spliced from 17 exons. Gene Ontology annotation, cellular component: centrosome; centriole; nucleus. Gene Ontology annotation, molecular function: tubulin binding. Bases 245 to 4288 code for a protein of 1347 amino acids. Lineage: Eukaryota; Metazoa; Chordata; Aves; Passeriformes; Pipridae. Gene Ontology annotation, biological process: centriole elongation; cilium assembly. The record is from RefSeq and is a predicted model, not a curated record.
UCACAAAACAGAAGGCAGUCGGAAAACAUCUCAGUAAGGGAAUUGCGCUGUUUCUCCCAGUCGUGCUUUCAAACUCUGGUUGGAAGCAUAAGCCUUUUUACAGUAGGAAAAUUAAGUGCUAAAAGUAGAUAACUGUCCAUACCAAGUACCUGGAACUUUGAAAUUUAUACUGUCCUAACCCUACAUAAUGUAAUAUUGUUAUGUUAAUGCUGAUCAGCAAAGAAAGUGGAGUACCAUUUACAAGAUGCCAACUGUUGAAAAUCCGAGUGGUGAACAGAACUUUAUUGCACAUUGGACGUUCAAUAGUUCCCGUGCCGGAGUCUUAUUAGAUCCUAGUUUUACUGGUUUGAACUUCAAGAAAGAAAAUUUGUUACCUGGACCUGAAAAUAUCACAGCUUUACCUGCCGAAGUGUUGCAUCUUUCAGACACCUGUUCUGUAAGUGAUGACUCCCUGUGUGAAGAGUCUGGCAGCUCUCAUACACUUCAGCAAUACAGCACUGGAACAUCUUUUCCAGCAGCAGCAUGUAAUGUGAAAAGCUCUAAACCAGACUUUGUCUGUGGUGAAGUGGAUGGUCAGAAAAAAUCUGGUUACAGCGACCCACUUUUACAAAGGCUUGAACAGCUGAAGGAAUUGCAACGACAGAAACAGGAACAGCUAAAGAAACAACAGAUGGAGCAACUUCAAUGGCUAAUGGAAGAGCAGCAGAAGCUACUUAGCAUGGUAUCUGGCCAGGCAGCAGCUCUUGGCUAUACUCUAACAGCUGAAAGUCAAAAGCUGAGACCUGGGCAUUCAUCAGGCUUAACAACUUUACACCAAUUGCCAUCAUCUGGAUAUCAGAAUAUCUUUGAAGACAGAACUCAUGCUCCGAUUGUUGCUUCAUAUACACAAGACAAUGAUUCUUUACAAAAGUUAAACAACAAAGAAUGCACCCCAUCUUUGAAGAACAGUCUUUCAGAAGUGUCUGCCUGUGAAAAGCAAGGUCCAUGUGUGCCUAUGAAAAAGCCAAAUUGUUUGAACAACAAGGAAGACAAAUACAUUACUGGUAAAAACAUGUGGUGUCCAGAAAAAAAGACGGAACUAUUAAUGGAGAGUGAAGAUAAUCACAUUGAUUCUUUAUGUGUGGGAAUUGCAGUUCUUUCUGAAAAUUCCAGCGGAGGUGAACAUUCACGGACUAAUACAGAGGAAAGACCUAUUAAAGCUGCAAUACAUGAGAAGAAACAGACUUUUGAAGAAUUCUUGGAAGAACAGAUACAACUAGAAGAGCAGCGUCUGGAGCAAAACCAGAAGUUGCAGGAGACAAAUGGAUCAGCUGUUCAAAAACCAGUGACCAAAAGACCCUUCCUGAAAAGAGGAGAAGGCUUAACAAGAUUCACUAAUGCCAAAUCUAAAAUUACAAAACACGGAGAAAACACCUCAAAACUUCAACAAAGGGCUGCAGAUGACAGAAAUGUUAUUAAAGUGGACAGAUCACAAACACAGAAGAAAACUAUGCCUCCUGGCAAAGAACUGGUUUCUGAAAAUUCUUUUGCAACAUGUAAAAAAUACAACCACCCCAAUAAAGCAAAACAUUGCCCUAUUCAGAAGACGGUGGUACUCAGGAAUCACAAUGGAGAAAAUAUCUUGCCAUUAGAAACAAAAAUGCAAUCAGGAAAAAAUUAUGAUGGACAGAUGAGAGAUUAUUACGCAUCAGAAAUUAAUAACAAAACAGAAAAUAAAGAGAACAGAGUAGAAUUUGCUAAGUCUAAUACUGGCAAAAUCAAAAACAAAUUGCCUGGCACAGAAAAGUCUCAGUUGUCUCAAGAGCUGGCCAGUGCCUUCUCUAAUUCUAAACAUACUAUAGGUCACCCUGUAAAAGAUUCAGAACUGUCUUUUGAAAUUUCAUUUCAGAAUAAGCUGGAGAACUGGGAAAAAGAAAAAGAAAAAGAGACUCUAGAAUUAGAUGAGUUUUUGUUUCUAGAACAAGCUGCAGAUGAAUUAUCUUUCUCAAGUAAUUCCUCAUUUGUGCAAAGGGUCUUGGAUCGAGAUCUGCAAACUUUAAAAGGCCAUAGAAUGUCUUCUACCCCUAUAAAGGCAAAACAGCAGCAAGUAAAGGUGCUGGCUGUCGAACUCACAAAUGAGAAAAAUGAAAGGGCAGACUGCAUAGCACAGGAAAAUAUACAUAAUAGCCUAGUUAUGCACUCAGUCUCAAAUUCAGGAGCAGAUUCUAGAGUGAAGGAUCCAUUGAAUAAAACAGACAAUGUAAUAUUUUCAGCUGUGAAAACAGCUCCUGCUUUAAAAAGUAAUCCCUGGAUUGUAAAUGAAGAUAAGGGUGAGGGCAGUGGUGAUACUGCUACAGAUUCUGAGAGUAGAUUUGAGGCCACAUUGAAGCAUGACAACAAGGAUGCUAAGACAUCCUUUGUGAGCCAUAGAGAAAGUGAUCCAGAAUUUUUUGAUUGUGGAAGUUCUGUUACAGACAUCAGCAAAGAAAGCAUAAAUGGAGAUGCUGACCUUGGCUUGUCAGACAAAGAUUGCAGUGCACUGUCAAAGCAAAAGAUUAGAAGAGCUACAGACAAUCACAGAAGUGUGUCGUGUUUAAGGAGGAGUAAGUUUGAAUUUGAUGAUGAAAGAACAUGGAGUGAUCUUGAUGAAAAUUAUGUUAGCAGUGAUUUACCUGAAAAAUACACUAAAAUACCUUCGCAGAUGGACUUUCCCAGAAAGAAUGAUUCACCUGUCCCAGAUAAAGCAAUAAAGAGAAAAGUUGCCUCAAAGAAAGCAGAUGAAAUGUCCAAAGAGUCUGCAGCGGACAGUGAUUCAAAUGGACCUCCUGUAUCAAACCUGAUGAUGAAACUGUUUCCUUCACUGAAACCGAAACAGAAGGCAGGCUGUCGCUUGGAACGUGAAACCAAAUCGAAUGUGGAACAGGAUCCAGGAGGAAAUACUGUUCCAUCCCAGCUACUGAGAGAGAGACUCAAUGAAUUGGAAACUGAAAUAGAGAGAUUCCGAGCUGAAAACACAACUCUAAGUAAACUCCGUGAAGAAAGAGAGCAGGCCUUGGCAAAUAUCAGGAAAGAAAUUGCAGACUUUGAGCAGCAGAAAGCCCAAGAACUGGCUGAAAUAGAAGAAUAUAAAAAAAAGGAAAUGAAAAAACUGCAAAAGGAGCGCAAAGUUUUUGAAAAAUAUACUGCAGAAGCUAGAGUAAUUCCAGAUAAAAAAGAACGUGAUGAAAUUCAGGCUUUAAAACAACAGAUUGCAGAGUUACAGGAAGAUAUAAAACAAAAAGAGGCAAAAUGGUCAACUACCCAUCGACGCCUGAAAGAUCAAAUAGAAGCUUUAGUAAAUGAGAAUUUGGAGCUAAAAGAAGAAGUCAAAAUUAUGGAGAAGUUCCGUCUAGAAGCCUGGAAGAAAAUAGAAGCUGCUGGAAGCAAAAGAAAACCAGAAAACUCUGCGAUGGCUUUAAAAAGAGCAGAAUCUUGUCUACCAAAUAGAGGCCCCAAAAGUCAAACUGCAUCUCUGCUUCUUCCAGUACAGAAGUGCAGCAAAAUGAAUGGCAAAAGUUAUUUGCAGGCAAAAGGAAAACUUUCUAGAACACCUGCAUCAGGACCUGCUAACGACAGAAGCAACUCUGAGACAAUGACAGCAGUAGAAGAUUCUUCUAAGACUUUUAUGGUAGACAUCUCUCCUAAUGAAGCUCAUGUGUCACUACCAUCUGGUCCUGCAUAUAUGGGUGGUGAAGAGAUAGAGAGAGAAACUGCUUAUCCUGAUGGAAAGGUUGAGCAAGUUUUGAAAAAUGGCUGUCACCUUGUAUUUUUUCCCAAUGGAACAUGGAAAAAAGUGGGUUCUGAUGGAAAGACUGUAACUAUAACCUUCUUCAAUGGGGAUGUGAAGCAAGUUAUGCCUGAUCAAACGGUGAUUUAUUAUUAUGCUGAUGCUAAGACUACACAUACUACAUACUCUGAUGGCUUAGAGGUCUUGCAGUUUUCAAAUGGACAAAUAGAGAAGCAUUAUCCUGAUGGCAAAAAGGAAAUUACCUUCCCUGAUCAAACUAUUAAGAACUUAUUUACAGACGGACAAGAAGAAAGUAUCCUUCCAGACGGUACCAUUGUUCGUGUUCAGCCAGAUGGAAGCAAAACUAUAGAGUUCAAUAAUGGCCAGAGAGAACUACAUACAUCACAGUUUAAGAGACGGGAAUACCCAGAUGGUUCUGUCAAGACUGUGUACAUGAAUGGACAGCAGGAAACAAAGUAUGGCUCUGGGAGAGUCAGAGUAAAGGACAAGGAUGGAAAUAUUAUCAUGGACACUAAGUUGUAGGCAAUGUCAAAACUGCUGAAGUGUUAAGACAUCAGCAAAAAUAAUGUACAUUUCUGUAAACAAGAAGCAAAACCCCUUUAAGCUUGUUGUGUAUAUACUGUUUAUAGUUUUUACAAAAUAAAUUUAUUUUUAAGUGAGUGCUA